Molecule: messenger RNA, 1818 nt
Organism: Etheostoma cragini (Arkansas darter)
Lineage: Eukaryota; Metazoa; Chordata; Actinopteri; Perciformes; Percidae
Gene: rnf41l
Product: ring finger protein 41, like
Exons: 6
Coding region: 455-1480 (341 amino acids)
Molecular function (GO): zinc ion binding
Source: RefSeq, a predicted model, not a curated record
AGUAACCUAGGAUAGGGUGGGUCAUUAAGAGAGAAAGAAACAGUUGAAAGACGGCUGUGAUCUCUGAAGGCACCACGACCUUUAGCUUUAUUGGUGAGGCAGUGAGGCAAAAACACUACUGCAGAAUUGGUAGUGUUUCUUCUACUGUAAUUCUGUCUGUCUCUCUGCUCUGAUCUGAUCUCGCCUGACAGCUGCCUGCCUGUGUCCUGAACCCUGGUUGUCAGGGAUACCUCUCCAUAGAGACACACUCCCAAAGGUAGGGGAGGGCUUUAAGGGAAAGGAGACCCUCGCCUUGAUGGAGCAACAAGUCAAGAGAAAGGAAGAAGAAGGAAAGACUGUAGUAGUAGUGCAGAGAUAAGAGGGAAGGUCACCUGUAUGGGACCAAGAGGAGUGGAAAUUAACAGAAGGAAAGAAGAAAAAAGAGUUGGAUGACGUGAGAGAUCUUUUUGUCAGGAUGGGCUAUGAUCUGGAGAGGUUUGUGGGCUAUGUGAAUGAGGGUCUUCUGUGCUGUGUGUGUCGAGACGUGUUAGAGCGCCCCCUCCAGGCGCCCUGCGAACAUGCUUACUGCAGCGCUUGCAUCAGCAGCUGGCUGGUCCAUCAUCACUCCUGUCCCGAGGACAGACUCCCACUGGACUUGGGCAGUCUCAAACCACUGUACAGGUACAUGCGUAAUGACCUGAACCGCCUGCAGGUACGUUGUGUGAAUGCAGGGCAGGGUUGUGAGGUGGUCUGCUCCCUGGAGAGCCUGCACACACAUGAGGAUGAGUGUGAGUUUGCCUUCAUUUCCUGCUCUAACACAGGUUGUCCAAUGCAGGUAGAGAGGCGGGGUUUGGAGGCUCAUCUGUCGGAAUGUAACUUCCGCAACAGGAAGUGUCCCAACGGCUGUGGCCACACCCUUCUCUCCAUCGACCAAUCACAGCAUAACUGUGUAGCAGAGCUGCGCACAGAAGUGGAGAUGCUCAGGGCAGAAAUGCUGUGUAAGGUGGAGGAGGUGAAACGAGAGAUGGAGUCUCGGUUGGAUUCGCAGAGGAGACACAUGGUGCAGAAAGAGUCGCAGCUGAAGAACGACAUGGAGGAGCUCAAGGAUCAGUUGUCCAGUGUGGUGUGUGACAUGCGAGCCCUGUUAGGAGCAGAGCGUCUGAGAAGACAGGAGCUGGCAGAAGCAGAGCUGGAGAAGAGGGAAAUGUUGGAGUUCCUCAGAGAUCUGCAGUCAACCAGGAGUCAGCAUCCUGUGGAACAGGCAUCCAGUGACAGGCAUCAGGGAGCCCAGCAGCAGACAUCUGGAUGGGAGCCGACAAGACACCAGCAGAGGGAGGAAUCUUUACACGCCUCCAGACUGUCACUACAUUCAGCUAAGGCCAUAAAUAUAUCAGGACCACCUCUAUCACCUCAGCUGGGGGAGGGGAUGCGCAAGGGUGGUACCAGGAGCCUGACUAUAGACUGCAUCAAGAGGAAGAGCCGGGAGGUGACUGUCAUCUGAGUAGACUGGACUGGUGGCAGAUUAGCCAAACCAAAAAUGAUAAAAACCUUUAUUUUUGUAAUAUUUGUCUAACAGUUUAGUAACAACAAUAUAAUGUGUGUACAGUAAGCUCUGGAAUGAUGCGCUGUUAUAGUCUGCUGUGGAAUGAACCAUAAGUUGUGUUUGAAAGGUAUUUUUGUGUAAUUAUACAAACUAACUUGAUCUUUUGACUGUAGGUGAGAAAGUGAAUAGACAUUAAUUUAUUUUGUGGACUCACCAGGGAUCCUUUCUGCAAACGGAUCAUUGCGUAACAUCUGUUAUUUUAUAUCUCAGGUUUUAAUUAUACAGUUACUUCAAGU